AUGUAGUAAAUUGAUAUUGAUGUGAUAAAUUGUAACAUGCUUAAAGAUAAUGAAGACAGUUAAGGAAUCCUUUAUCAUACUAAAACUCAUAGGGAUUAGUUGAGAGACAGUUACUUCUCUAGUAGGAAUGUUGAAAAUAUAAUUAAAUUUAGACGUGCUAAUUAUCAAUAUUACUAAUUUGCUAAAUUCCAUUAAACAAAAGCAAAUGAGAUUACCCAUUAUUAAUUAAGAAAAUGUUUACUAUAUAAUUAAUUUUCAAAUUUGCUUAUUUAUACUAGCUAUAAUAGAUUAUGUUUUUACAAUCCAUGUAGCUAUAAAUAAUCGAUUUAUACGAUUUCUUAAGACUUUAAUAUUGUAGGAAUAAGUCAAUAUGAGGAUAAAAUAUUAUUGUAAAUAUUAAAUAUAAAGUAAGGGCUGGUUUGUAAUCAAAUAUACUAUUUUUUUCAUUGAAAACUGGUGAUACAUAAGAAUAAAAAUUGAAUCUUAACUAAGAAUGCAUAAUUAAUUAAGCUGAUUUCAUAAAUGAUCAGGAGAUUAUAAUAAGUGACAAUGAUAAUCAAAUUCGUAUUUUUGAUGCUGAUAAUUUAAACCAAGAAAAAUAUUUAGCAUUAUGUAAAUAAUCUCAAUAAUAAAAGGUUCUCAUUGUGUUAAUCAUUGUGCAAUUAAAUAAGAUUUAAUUAUAGCUUGUUUAGAUUAACCCUUAGUAAUUGGUCAUGAUAGAAGAUAAAAGAAACCUAUCUUUUCUUUAUAAGGACAUUAAUGCAAUAAUUUUGCUGCAUAAUUUGAUCCCAUUAAUGAAAAGAAAGUAGCAACUUCUGGUGAGGAUAAAUAAUGUAUAAUAUGGGAUUUGAGAAAAUUAGAAACUCCUUAUGAUAAAGUGGAUGCAAUCUCAAAACCCUUUUAUAAUAUUUAAUAUAAUAAUUAAGGUUAAUUGAUAUGCAUUGAAGGUGAAGAUUUUGUUUAGAUAGUUGAUGUGUAGAAUACAAAGUUAUAUUAAAUAAUUGAUUUUUUUGGGUAAUGUAGUGGAUGCACAUUUUACAAAGACAAAAUGUUCUUUAAUUUGCAAUCUCAUCGAAAAAUGGGCUUAUUUGAGUAUAAUUUAAUUAAUAAUAAUAAUAAAUUUUGA
Paramecium primaurelia is the source of this 1126-nucleotide messenger RNA. The record is from the annotation of a GenBank genome assembly. NCBI's taxonomy places the organism in Eukaryota, Ciliophora, Oligohymenophorea, Peniculida, Parameciidae.